UCAGAUAUUUCAUGUGAUUUGUGAACCAUUUAAUAAAGUCAAAUAAAUGUAAUUUGUUCCAUAUAUGCAUUCAUUGCUGUAAUCUGGUUAUCAUUGUUAUAUUCCUAAUGACUUUAUUUUGUAGAAGCUUAAGUGAAAAUGGUACAUGUUAGAAGACAUGAAACAAGGAAAAAUUCUAAAACUCAAGUGCCUGAGCAGAAAUCUCGAGUUGAUUGGAGGCGAACUAAAAGAAAUAGUAUCUCACAGUUAUUAGAUAGUGAUGAAGAGCUUGAGAGUGAUGAAGAUCUGGAGAGUGAAGAGCUUGAGACUGAUGAAGAGCUUGAGAGUGAUGAAAGUGUUGAUAAUAAUGAAGGCUUUGAUAAUGAAGAACUUGGUGGUAACAAGGGGCUUGUUAGUAAUAAAGCACCAGAAAAUAAAAGAGAGUUUAAAUUAAGUAAAGUUGAAAGUGAAGGGAAUGACAGUAAGGAUCUCAUUAACUCUGGCAACAGUUCAACAUAUGAAGAAGAAAUGAACAAAGCAAGACAUAAGAAUGUUGAUUUACCAGAUCAGGAAAAACAUCCAAGUCAAGAGAAUACUGAUCUCAGCACACACACUGGCCAAAUAAUAGAGGAGGAUUUAGAAGAAGAACACAUCAAGCGAGGGAAAAGAAAAAGGAUCUCUUCUGUGAUGUAUGACAGCGAUGAGAGUGAUGACAGUGAUAUCCUGGUUAGAAAAGUAGGUGUGAAGCGUCCACGUCGAGUGGUUGAAGAUGAAUGCUCUUCAGUGGAAAUGGAGCAAAAUAACCCUGAGAAAACAUUAGCUGCACGAAAGCGAGAACAGCUCCAGAAGCUGAAAGAACUCUCAAAACAAAGAUCUCGUCAGAGACGCAAUAGUGGUAGAGAUUUUGAGGACUCUGAAAAGGAAUCUUGCCCAAGUGGUGAUGAUGAAGAGGACGAUGAUUAUGAAUAUGAUGAAGAUGGAGAUGAUUAUAUUAUUGAUGACUUUGUAGUGCAAGAUGAGGAAGGUGAUGGAGAGAAUAAAAACCAACAAGGAGAAAAGUUAACUACAUCACAACUGAAAUUAGUAAAACAGAAUUCCCUUUAUUCUUUUAGUGACCACUAUACUCACUUUGAAAGAGUUGUGAAGGCUCUUCUGAUCAAUGCUUUAGAUGAAUCUUUUCUGGGAACAUUGUAUGAUGGCACUAGGCAAAAAUCAUAUGCCCAAGAUAUGUUGACAUCUCUUCAUUAUUUGGAUAACCGCUUUGUUCAGCCUCGUCUAGAGAGUUUAGCUUCUAGAAGUCGUUGGAAAGAGCAAUAUAAGGAACGGGUAGAAAAUUAUUCUAAUGUAAGUAUCCGUUGGAAGAAUCCUGAAAACUGUUCCUGCCAGGCUUGUGGAUUGCAUCGCUACUGUAGAUAUUCAGUGCAUUUAUCAGGAAAGUUGUAUAACACCAGAACCAUGGAAACAGAUGAUUUCAUGUCACAUGAUAAACAGGUAUUUACUGUUGGCAGAAUUUGUGCUGAUCGUACCAGAAUUUAUCAUAAACUGAAGCAUUUUAAAUUCAAACUGUACCAGGAAUGUUGCUCAAUUGCAAAGACAGAAGAAGUUGAGGAUGAACAGGUUAAAGAAACAGUGGAACGAAUUUUCAUUCAGUCAAAAGAAAGUGGCUGGAUUAAGGAGAAAUACGGUCAACUUGAAGAAUAUCUCAAUUUUGCGGAUUACUUUCAAGAUGAGAAGUUUGACUGAAUUGUAACACAUUUCCUUCAGAGAAGAUUUUAUAAAUUAUUGUAAAUGUGAGGAUCAUGAAUCUUGUUUCUCUAUAUCAUGUGAUGAAUUUAUAAAUUUUAUGUACAUCUUCAUGGCAAAAUACCUUGUUCAAAACAUAUGUUCAUCUUAUGUUUGACAUAAGACAUGGCACUCUACAGUCUAAUAAAACUUUUACCUGAUGUACAUAGGUAAAUGGCUUAAUAAUUUUUAAGUCUGUAAAUGAAUUUUAAAGUUACAUAACAAUACCUUUAUAACACAUGACAAGUGAGUGAGCUGUUCAUGUCCUUUCAUUGUAGUGGAAAUAUAUUGUAUUUUUAAAAUGUAUUUAGAUUAACAUAGAUGUGUAUUUUUUGCUGCAUCACUUUCCAGGUGUUUGUGAUUAUUAUUUUUUGCAGUAUUACAUGAUAUUCACUGAUAUAUUUUUAAAUAUGUUAAACUAUAUCAGUGGGCCAUGGAAGAAGCCUCAAGCCCCUCAGGUCAAGCCCUUGCCUCAGAAUCAGAGAGUAGCUGAUAUGUGCCAAGUACAGAGCAUAUUUUUCCUUUUCUAAGGUUUCCUUUUCAAAUGGAUUUCAGGCCUCUAGAGUCUUUCAACCCUCACAUUCAAGAAUAAUCCCAUCAUUUGUAUUUUUAUGCCUUACAAUGUUUGUUGUUUUUUCUAUUCAAUGUUGUCUAGAUAUUAUGAUUAAGAUGUAUUUUAUUUAUUUUUAUCAAUAAAUUUUCCCAUUUAAGUAUGUAUGUUAGAAUCAGAAGAUCUCAGAGAGACAAAUUCAGCCAAAAACACUUUAAAAGCAUAUUUUUGGUAUUUGCGUUGCUUUGCACACUUCAGUUCUCCUAUAAAAUAAUAAAGUAAAGCAGUUGCAGAGUGAA
Messenger RNA from Otolemur garnettii (small-eared galago), 2610 nucleotides. RefSeq names its product coiled-coil domain containing 82 (gene CCDC82). NCBI's taxonomy places the organism in Eukaryota, Metazoa, Chordata, Mammalia, Primates, Galagidae. Gene Ontology annotation, cellular component: nucleus. The transcript has 7 exons. The record is from RefSeq and is a predicted model, not a curated record. Bases 139 to 1722 code for a protein of 527 amino acids.